AUGCACAAGCAAAAUGAAAAAAAAGAAGAAGAAGUAAAUGAAAGAAAAAAAGAAAAAAAGGUCCUGCACGGACAGCAAUUACUUAGGAAGGCCCUGCAGUGGGCGCUUGUAAGCCUUCACUCGUGCGGUCAGCAGAGAGCGACAAGCGUCGACAGGCCGAAAAGCACAAGCGGCAGCGCCCGACCCCCGCACACCUGCACAGAGCUGUCCCCGGAUAGCGCCCAUGAUGUCGCAGAGCCCCAGCUCCGGGGCUGUGCGGCGCGGCCAGCCGUACUCGGCGACUCCCCAUCCUCCGUCUCAGCCUCAUCCACGCCAGCUGCUCCACUCUCUCGCGUCGGCCUAGGCUUCACAAUCGCACCGCGCGACUCCAUUGUUGCCUGA
Messenger RNA from Trypanosoma conorhini, 381 nucleotides. RefSeq lists its product as uncharacterized. NCBI's taxonomy places the organism in Eukaryota, Euglenozoa, Kinetoplastea, Trypanosomatida, Trypanosomatidae. The transcript has a single exon. Bases 1 to 381 code for a protein of 126 amino acids. The record is from RefSeq and is a predicted model, not a curated record.